UUUAUGAACGUUAUCAUCAUUUUGUUUUGAAAUAUAUAUUUCAGUAUAUUUCAAUUCAUUUUAACUAUGUUUUGGAUAUAACGAUUUUUAAAAAAUAGCUACAAGAGUUGAAUUUUGUUUGUUACUUUGAAUGUUUUCUCUUGAGAUCCCUAGUUCGAAACAAGUUUAUAUGAUUAUCGUAUAUUUGGUUUUGUUCACUGUUUAAGAAAACAUAAAAAGUGUUGUCAUUACUUACAAAGCUACAUUAAAAUCGUUUAAAUAAUUAAUUUUGUUUUAUUUAUAUCAAACCAUAUUAAUUUAAUAUUAUCAUAUUUUCUAAAAAUUAGUUAUUGUUAGGCAUGAGCAUGACAUAUAUUUUAAUCACUGCAAAACUUACAUAAAGACUACAAAUUUAGUGUUGUAAUUUCGUUUUCAAGAUAAAUAUUUACUUUUUAUUUUUAUUUUAUUUUCCAAAGAAGAGAAUAAUUUAAUAGUAAACAUAAAUUGUAUAAGAUUUGUUUGCAUUGCGUUUCUUAGUAUCGAUACAUAAAUAUAUGUAUUUCUUUAUGACCAAAUCUUAAUUUGCGUUCUGCAAAAUAAUAGUGAGAAAUUCGUACUUGAGAAAGGGAAAAAAACUUUUUCAUAUGACUAAGAAAUAUUAGACAAAUGUAUUUAGGAAAAAAAAUACUGGUAAAUCUUGAAUUCUUUAACAUAAUAUUUUACUGAAGUAAAUUAUAUAUUUGGUUCAUUGAUUAAUAGAUAAUUAGAUUUACAUGCAUUUAUGUAUCGAGAAGGUAAAUUUUUUUAUUAUCUAUUAAUACAUAAAUACAUGUAUAUCUAAUUUUCAAAGAAUCACCGGACCAAAUAUAGAACCAGCUUCAGUAAAAUAUUAUGUUAAAAUUUUUAAGAUUUACCAGUAUUUUUUUCCUAAGUACAUUUUCCUAAUAUCUCUUAGUCCUAUGAAAAAAAAAAGAGUUUUUACCUUCUCAAGAACGAAAACACGUCAAUGCAUGUAUAGGAUAGUAUAAUCUUAUUAAAAAUUGUUAUAACCUGAAAAAUUUAAUAAAAAUAAAUUUAUAUUUAUUUGAACAAAAAACUAAUGUAUAUGUAUUUUAGUUAUCUACUUGAAUUUUAACUAAAUUUACAAAUUAUAAUUGAAAACCAAAUCUUAGAAAUUGCCCACGUGUUUGCAAUGAUUUGUUUCAAAAUAGCUAUAACAUUUUUGCAAAUACAGUAUAUGAUCCUGAAAAAUAAAUAAAUAAUCAAAAAUAAUAAAUAUUUUAAAAGUAAAAAAUAAUAAAAUAUUAAAAAUAUUUUGUCUUUCGAGAAUAUUUUUUAGAUUUAUAACCAGUAGAAAAAUAAAAAGAUAUUAAUCACCGUCAAGAAAAAUAUUAUCUUAUAUUUAUUGACCGGUGGUUAAUAUUUAUUAUUUUCUUACUAGUCAUAAAUCUAAAAUAUAUUCUCUACCUAAAAGACAAUUUUUGUGUGUGUGUGUUUUUGGGUGUUUGUUGUUGUGUAUUUGAGUUCAUGGAUGUGUGUGUCUUCUUAUAGUGAUGGAUGGGUAUGAAAAUUAAUCACAGUAAAGAAAAUAAUUAAUCUUAUCUUUAUUGACCGGGGAUUAAUAUUUUUUAUUUUUUUACUGUCAUAAAUCUAAAUAUAUUCGCUACCUAAAAAGAUAAUUUUUUUUUUUGAAGACAAAUUUUUCAUACCCCUCCAUCAGGACCAUCACUAUAAAAAGGCACACACAACCAUGAACUUAAACACAACAACAAACACCACAAACACACAAACAAACAAAAAAACACCAUGACAAGGAAGAAGGUGAAACUUGCUUUCAUUCUCAAUAACGCCUCGAGAAAAGCAACCUACAAGAAGAGGAAGAAAGGCUUGCUCAAAAAAGUGCAUGAGCUAUCCACUCUAUGUGGGAUUCCCGCUGGGGCUAUCAUUUACAGUCCCUACGAUCCUACCCCUGAGGUGUGGCCUGAUGCUGAUGGCAUCCAGCAAGUGAUUGCUGCUUUCCGGAGCUUGCCGGAACUAGAACGGCACAAGAACAUGGUCAAUCAAGAGGAGUACCUCAAACAGAGGAUAGAGAAAGCCGGAAAAAUUCUGAAGAAGCAGACGAGGGACAACCGUGAGGUUCACUUCACCGAAGUCAUGUAUCAAUGUCUCAUGGGGAACAUGGGAGUGGCGGGUGCUAGAGCCAUGGAUCUUAACGAUCUAGGCUUUCUUAUUGACCAGUAUCUUAAUUGUCUUGAUCGCAGGAUUGAGACUUUACUAGGCUCGUCAAACAUGGAGAUUGGUGAAUCCUCCAAUGCUGUUGCGGCUAUGGAUCAGGAUCCUUCUGAGCCGGCUGGAACAUUGCCCCUCGUGGAAGGUGCAACCGCUCCAGCCUCUGCUGUCCAUGGGGUGGGUUCUUCUUCCUCCUCUGCUGCUGGUGGUGGUGGUGCAUCUUUCAAUCAAAUGUACCCGUUUCCUCAGAAUCAGCAGAUGUUUUAUCAACCAUCUGCUCCAUUUGCUGGAUACUACGAGCAACCUCCUAGCCAGAACCAGUUUAUGGAGAUGAUGAACCGUCCUGAGCACAUGCAGGCUUAUGCUGCUAACCAAAUGGGGUUCCCAUUUAUGGAAAAUGCCCAUCACUACCGUCAGCCUAACCAGCCUCAGCCGCAGCAGUUCUUCCCAGGUGAGUCCUCCACUGCUCCGCAGCGUCCGUUCUUCCCAGGUGAAUCCUCCGCUCCUCCACCACCCGGCACCUCAGGCAGUGAGCCACCUGCUACAGCUCCAUAUCCUCCCAAUAAUAUUUGGUUUCGUUAAGGUUUGGAGCGACGACGUUCACGUUAUGAUGAGACGACAAAGCUAUGAUUACUCUCACGUGUUUUCUUUGUGUUGCCGUUUUAUUUGAUGUUAAACGUUAUUGCAUUUGUUUUUUCUUUUAGUUUUUAUUGCACUACAUUUCUUGC
This is a messenger RNA of Brassica napus (rape), 2936 nucleotides long. RefSeq names its product agamous-like MADS-box protein AGL80. The record is from RefSeq and is a predicted model, not a curated record. The transcript has a single exon. The coding region runs from base 1786 to 2790 and encodes 334 amino acids. Gene Ontology annotation, biological process: positive regulation of transcription by RNA polymerase II. Gene Ontology annotation, molecular function: DNA-binding transcription factor activity, RNA polymerase II-specific; RNA polymerase II cis-regulatory region sequence-specific DNA binding; protein dimerization activity. NCBI's taxonomy places the organism in Eukaryota, Viridiplantae, Streptophyta, Magnoliopsida, Brassicales, Brassicaceae.